UCGAGCUGGGGUCCGCCCGCUCCCUUGGACCCGCGCGUGGCAGCGGAGCCUGCUCGGCCCUGAAGAUGCACGUGGCCAGGAAGGGACUGGAAGUGCAGCUGGGGGCCCUGCCCGUGCCGGUGCAGCUGUCCCAGCAGCGAGCGGCGCAGCGGCAGGGCCGCCGCGUCCUGCCAAAGCUCAUCCGGCCGGGGCAGAGCCAGCCCUUGCGGCGGUGCAAGCUGUGCCCCUCGCUGCAGGGGAAGGCGGACGCCAUCGCGGACAACAUAAGGCAGAAGGAAGUCCGGAGGCUGUGGGGGGACCCCAACCCCACCGAGGAGUCCCUGGCCCUGCUGGUGCCGUGCCCCCCACCGCUGCUCGCUCCUCUGGACCCGCAGCUCCCCCGGGAGCACAGCGUGUGGGGGCCCCGGGCCCCGGGCCAGGCCAGCGCCGCGUGGCACCCCAGGGUAGGACAGCAGGAGCCGCGCAGCCGGCAUGGCUCCGAGGAGUCUGUGCACGCGCCUUUGCCCGCGCGCCCCGUGUCACUGGCUGAGCAGACCUCUCCCCGCGACCUCUCCGUCAGCAGCCGGCACCCGGGCUCUUCCCUCGCUGCCGGUGGUGGCGUCUGCUCCUCCAUCCAACCACCAGCCGUGGGCAACAUCGUGCGUGAGAGCCUCCUUCAGCCGGACGGGCAGCUACCGCAGAGCGAGGAGUUCCUGUGGCCUCUUGGCUUAUCCUUGGCCCUGCCAGCCCUUCCCAAGCUGGGCAGCGAGGCAGCGGGACCAGCAGCAGCAGGACCGGCUGCGGUCCUGCCGGAGGAAGACGCUGGCCUUCAGGCCAGGUUCGCUGCUACCCGAGAGGCUGCGGCGCUGCAGGGAGCAGCUUGGCAGAGAGGGGCCAUCAGAGCGAGCAGUGCCCGGGGAGGAGGGCGGUCGGGCAGUGCUGCGGGACAGCAGCCGGCCCAGCACACCCCAGGCAGCCGCACCGGCACCCAGCACCUCCCGGGGCCCAGGCAGCUCCCCGCCAGUCUCCCUCGAGACGCUGCGCCGGAGCAGGAGGCAGGUCCUGCGGGCGCUGGAUUCUGGCUUUCGGGACAUGGCCCGUAGCCAGAGACAGCGAGACGUGCCGCAGAGCCCCGGUCCCGCGCCACCUCUUCCCCCUCCAUCGCACGUAGGGAAGGGGAUUGGCAAGAGGGCAGAGGGGCCGAGGGUGCCUACCGCGUCAGCCACGAUGGGGAGGCCUUGACGUGGCUCUGAGAGGGACAUGGGUGCAAAGAGGAGAGAAGAGAGGCCAGACCCAUCGCUCCGAUAGUCCAAAUAAAUCCCGUUUCUAGCCCCACGGUGGGAGUUGCUUGCUUUCUGUGAAGCGCCAGCCGACUCGGAACGGGAUGUGCCCGCAGGCUGGAGAGGGGAGCCAGGGAAAGGGUGUCCCGUGGGCAGGGUGGUGCUGGCUGCUGCGGGGGUCCCUGCCGGGGAGACAGGCUGCUGCCCCCCCUCCGUGCCUUGUCAGUGCCAGUGUGCCACGGAGGCCUGUAAGCUCCCUUGAUCAUCUGCUCUCUCAGCCCUUCCUGAUAGGGGAGAUGCUCCAGUCCCUUCCUUUGUGGUCCUUUCUUGGACUCUCCCCAGUAUGUCCGCGUCCGUCUUGACUGCGAUUACGUGGCGGCGUAGAAGUGGUGCCUUUGUUCAAAAUUAGCGAGAGACGGCCCAAGUUGCGCUUUUCAGCCAUUCCUGGUGUAUCUGCGAACAAGCGUUCUCCUCCAGUAUGUCCACGUCCGUCUUCUACUGGGGAGCCCAGCACUGGACACAGUAAACCAGCACUUCCAAGGGGUAGGAAGUGCACCGUGCACCGCAGCCCUGCUG
Molecule: messenger RNA, 1835 nt
Organism: Aquila chrysaetos chrysaetos
Lineage: Eukaryota; Metazoa; Chordata; Aves; Accipitriformes; Accipitridae
Product: synapsin-1-like
Exons: 2
Coding region: 66-1082 (338 amino acids)
Source: RefSeq, a predicted model, not a curated record